GGGGUCUGUGUACAGAGGCCUGGGAGCGUAUCGGAUUUUCCUGGGAUAGCUGUGGAAUCUCAUGCUGUCAUUUCAGAAAGGAAAAGGGAGGAACUUGCCAGCAGCAGGAUGUGGAUCAGCUCCCAUGUGAAAAGCUGCAGGGUGGGCUUCUGAUUUAGCAUACGGUCUAGGGAUAUUACUAUUGCAUAGGGAGCCUAAUCUAUACAGAAAAUAUAUAGCAACGAUAUAUUUCACUUUAUCUUAAGUUAGUUUUUAUUAGGGUAGUGCAGACAAGUGCGAAUAUUUCGUUUAUUUAUGUCCACAAGGUAACAGAACUGAAGUAUUAGACACUAAUUGGUAUUUUCUUGUAAAAGUGAGUGGGGCAUUUUCAUGUAUACAUUUAAGAUUGUUUUGACUAAGAUUGGGUUCUUCCUAUGUUUAAAUGAGUGUAAUGUUUAUGGAGGUAAUUAAUACAAUUUGCUACAUUUUGUGACAGAUAAUUUGCAUAUAAAUUGUAUCUGGGUCAAGUCAUCAGUAUAGCAUAAGGAUAUGUAAAGUGGGUAAUGGAGGGUAAGUGCUUUACGGUGGACUUUGGGUGGAAGAUUAUUGGUCCCUUCACUUUGAUAUACCACUGAAUGGGAGAUAUAGGCAAAUCCUCCAGAAUGGCACAUCUGCGAGAUUCAGCACCCCAGAGCUCAAGGAUGGAUCCAGAGCGUCUUUUCACUAAACUGGAGAGAAUUGGGAAGGGCUCAUUUGGAGAAGUGUACAAGGGCAUUGAGAACCGCAGCAAAGAGGUGGUGGCUAUUAAGAUCAUAGACCUGGAGGAGGCAGAAGAUGAGAUAGAGGACAUACAACAAGAGAUCACUGUGCUCAGCCAGUGUGAUAGUCCAUACAUUACCAGAUAUUAUGGCUCCUAUCUGAAGGGAUCGAAGCUAUGGAUUAUAAUGGAGUAUUUGGGUGGAGGUUCUGCACUAGAUCUGCUGAAACCAGGACCCCUUGAAGAGUCCUUUAUUGCUACUAUCUUGCGUGAAAUACUAAAAGGCCUGGAUUACCUUCACUCUGAGAGAAAGAUCCACCGAGAUAUCAAAGCUGCAAAUGUCCUGCUGUCAGAGCUGGGGGAUGUAAAGCUGGCAGAUUUUGGGGUAGCCGGUCAACUGACAGACACACAGAUUAAAAGAAAUACAUUUGUGGGGACUCCCUUCUGGAUGGCACCGGAAGUCAUUAAACAGUCAGCCUACGACUUCAAGGCUGACAUCUGGUCACUUGGAAUCACAGCCAUUGAACUGGCAAAAGGAGAGCCCCCAUAUUCUGACCUUCACCCCAUGAGGGUCUUGUUUCUGAUUCCCAAAAACAACCCUCCAACUCUUCAAGGCCAGUACAGCAAACCCUUCAAAGAUUUUGUUGAGGCAUGUCUAAACAAGGACCCCAGAUCUAGGCCCACUGCACGGGAGUUGUUGAAGCAUCGGUUCAUUUUGAGAUACAAUAAAAAAACGUCCUUUCUUAUGGAGCUGGUGGAACGAUAUAGACGAUGGAAAUCACAGGGUCACCGUGAGGAUUCUAGCUCGGAUGAAUCUGAUUUGGACAAUGAAGACGACCGAAACCAGAACCAGAUGCCCACGUGGUCCUUCCCAGAAACCAUUCGCCUUUCAUCUUUGAGCAAAAUGCAAUGGGGAUAUCAGAAGCCACAGGAAGCGAUUCAGCGUCUGCCAAGAUCACGCUGCUUAUCCGCAUUAGUUGCACCUGUCUUUCAGGAGCUGAGGGAGCAGCGCUCUGCUGGUGCUUUCGGAUCUAUGCAGGAGCUUGAAAAUGCCUUCAGUUUGGCUGAGGAAUCAAGUCCAGGAAUCACAGACCAGCUCAUAGCUCAUCUAGUUCAACGUGUGCAGAGGUUCUCCUCUGCACGAUGAAGAAUCCAUUGGUGCUCAAUUAAACUUUAUCUCAUACCCCAGGGUGUUAUGGGACUAUACUGUGACACGGGGGCAUCCAGAAAACAGCAUUGCAUAAGAAAUGUAUUCAUUAUUUUGCUUAGGAAUUUUGUAAUAUAAAUUUUUCUCAUGAGCCAGUACCUAUGUAAAAAUAAACUGACAUUUCAUACAUAAAAAA
Bombina bombina (fire-bellied toad) is the source of this 2079-nucleotide messenger RNA. It is a transcript of the gene STK25, whose product is annotated as serine/threonine kinase 25. The record is from RefSeq and is a predicted model, not a curated record. The transcript has 11 exons. Bases 615 to 1883 code for a protein of 422 amino acids. Lineage: Eukaryota; Metazoa; Chordata; Amphibia; Anura; Bombinatoridae. Gene Ontology annotation, molecular function: ATP binding; protein kinase activity. Gene Ontology annotation, biological process: protein phosphorylation.